Messenger RNA from Osmerus eperlanus (European smelt), 1259 nucleotides. It is a transcript of the gene ecrg4a, whose product is annotated as ECRG4 augurin precursor a. The record is from RefSeq and is a predicted model, not a curated record. Lineage: Eukaryota; Metazoa; Chordata; Actinopteri; Osmeriformes; Osmeridae. Gene Ontology annotation, biological process: cellular senescence; regulation of cell population proliferation; G1 to G0 transition.
UUCUCUCCUCCAGCCAUUCUCCUCAGCUCCCCGUCUUUUCUCCUCUCAUCUAUCUAGAUCUCUUGUGCACAGUGCGAGUGUUUCUGGAUCUCUUGUGCACCGUGCGAGUGUUUCUGGAUCUCUUGUGCACCGUGCGAGUGUUUCUGUGUUUGUCCCGGUCGGUGAGCGCGGCAGACGAGGGGAGUCAUGUCUUCCCAGCAGCUGUGUCUGAGGCUGGUGGGGCUCGGAGUCCUGCUGGCAGCGUUGAGCCUUACAGAUGUCUCCAGUGAUAAAGGUCUGGAAAGGAUCUUGAAAAAGAGAGAAGUGGUGGGGGGCAGUAGUGCACCUGUCCGGGCUGCGGUGGCCGUCCCUGCCUCCAGCAAGGAGUUCCUGGCCAAACUACGGAGGCCCAAGAGGAACAUCUGGGACCGCAGUCGGCCAGAUGUUCAGCAAUGGAUCCAGCAGUUCAUGUACAUGGGAUUUGACGAGACGAGGCUGGAGGCGGACCUAUCUUACUGGAUGGACCAAUCCCGCUCCAGCGACCAGGGGCGUCAGCACCACUACGAUGAGAACUCUCCCAUCGGACCAAGAUACCCCAGCUCCUACCGCCACGGAGCCAACGUCAACUACGACUACUACUAGUCAACAUGAACUAGUACUAGUCAACCUGAACUAGUACUAGUCAACCUGAACUAGUACUAGUCAACCUGAACUAGUAGUAAUCAACCUGAACUAGUAGUAGUCAACCUGAAUUAGUAUUACUCAACCUGAACUAGUACUAGAACAUAUUCACUCCUAACAUAGCCUGGGUGAAAAACUACUCUGUUCACUCUGCAGUUAACCAAGUCAACGUAAACAAUGACUUUCACUAUUCUAAUCCUACUAGUGUUUUAGUCUGUGUAAACUACUCACUAAUGUAUUAGCUAAUCUCACUAUACAAACCAAGCUCCGCCUCUCUUUAUGUAACUGGGUUUGAACCCCAGAAGUCAUUAAAAGAACUACAGUGAUGGAGGAAACUCUUCAGCUCACCAAUGGGAUUUCCUCUGGGUACUGUAGUGGGAUUUUGUACAUUGUAUAUCAGCAACAUUAUAACAAAACUGUUGCUCCUGUUUGGUAGCUUGGUAUCACAACAAUUAUUACCUUAUCUGUUUUGUUAUUGAAACCUUGUUCUUUUGAAAGGAAGGCUUGAUGCUGUAAAGUUCAUUAAGUACAGAAUGUUGUGUACACUAGUGUGCGCAAGGCUGUCAUCCUUGCAGGAUUAAUAAAGUUUCCUGACUCUC